AUGGAUCCCCUCUCAGCCAUUGCAUCCACCAUAUCCAUCAUACAGAGCAUCGCUGCAACCUACAACACAAUCAAAAAACUCCAAGGACUCCCAAAGGCGUUCAACGCCGUCCAAGAGAGCCUUCCCAUUGUCCAAGUCGCUUUGGUCAAGGCCCAUGGCUUUUUCGAACAUUCAAUCGACAACAGCGCGAAGGAGGGCGCCCAGCCGAUUUUGUCCCGCUGCCAAAAGAACGCCGCAACACUGAACGAUGUCUUUUUGAAACUGGCCGCGUACGAGACCAGGUCGGACGACAAAACGUGGGACACGCUGCUCAAAAAGUGGCACACCCUGGCGCUGCCGCUGCGAACGGGACAGAAGGUGGAGACGUUGAUGAAGGGCAUAUUGGAGGACUUGGACUUGUUGAUUCGACCCAUUGCCUUUGACGACAGGGCCUUCCAAGCCCAGUGGCACGCCGCCAUCACGCAGCUGGCCGACGUGGAGCCGUCCAUUCCGGACGCGGAGUCACUCGGCGGGACGCAACACAUUGCCAGCGGCGGCACUGGCUACCAAUACAACAACCAGGGCGGACAGCAGAACAACAAUACGGGGGCGGGGCGCAUGUAUAAUGCGGAGAGGAUGUACUUCGGUUCACCCCACACGGACGAUGAGACAAGGAAGAAAAAACUCGAGAUCCUCAAAACUCUCCACACCACGCCGUACAAGGAACGAAAGGAUCGAAAUCCCUGUCGUGUUCCAGGGACACUGGAGUGGUUUGUCCAGCACGAGAGCUUUCGGCAAUGGAACGAUGCAUCGGCAUCAACGAUGCUAUGGGUGUCGGCCGAUCCGGGUGCGGGAAAGUCUGUGCUGGCGAGACAUCUCGUGGACAACGAGCUGAUGCGACAACGACAUCCCAACGGUGACGUCGUGCCUCCAAAUGGGCCCACAACGGUCUGCUACUUUUUCUUCAAGGACGACUUUACGGACCAGAGGUCGGCCAAAGAGGCCGUCAGCUGCAUCAUUCAUCAGCUGCUGACGGAGCGAAAAGACCUGUUCACCGACACAAUUCUAGACCGUUUUGAGACGGGCGGCGGGUACGACCGACAAUCCUUUCACGACUUGUGGGACAUCUUGAUCACGACGCUGUUGCAAGCGUCCAGCGGCCAGCGGGAACGGGACCCGGCCAACAACGCCCACACCACACACCCACCUCUCCAUGUGCUGUGUGUAUUGGAUGCAUUCGACGAAUGCAACCUCACUGACCAGAGGACGCUUGCCAAGGCGCUGGGUGACUUUUACGCGGGGCCUUUGUCGCACAACAGCAACGUUGUCCUCAAGUUCUUGGUCACCAGCCGACCGUACAGAAACAUUGAGCAGGAGUUUCGAUACAACAGCAAGCCGAACUUGUCUUUUGUGCGUUUGAGUGGAGAGAGCCCCGACGAGGUGGCCAAGAUCCAGAACGAGAUUGGCAUUUACAUUCAAGCCAAAUUGGACGACAUUGCGCACGAGCACGAUCUCAGCGCGGCCGAAAAAAAGCACCUCCACGACAAGGUGCUGCAGAUCCCCCACCGCACCUAUCUCUGGGUCUACCUCACCCUGGACUUGAUUCAGCGGGAAUUCGACGAAGACAUGGACCUAGACAUGGCCUUGUGCCAUCUCCCCACCGACGUCGACGACGCCUACGAGAAGAUUCUCGCCAGGAUCAAGCCAAAAGACGUUGCCAAGGCGAGACGACUGCUGCACAUUGUCGUCGCAGCCGUUCGUCCGUUGACACUGGACGAGGUAAACUUUGCUCUCGCCCUGGAACAGCGAGACAGGUCCUACGACGAUGUCAGGAUGGUGCCCCCCGACCGGUUUCCCAAGUACAUUCGGAACCUCUGUGGGCUGUUUGUGACGGUCGUCGACGGCAGGGUGUAUCUUCUGCACCAGACCGCCAAGACGUUCCUUGUCGGGAGCGACGCAGCCGCGGCCCCCCAGCCGAUACCCUUCCACGCGCAGAACAGCGCCCCCCGGUGGCAAGCGUCCUUCGUACCGAGCGCGUCUCACCGCAUCCUGGCCACAAUCUGCGUCUGGCACCUGCAUUUUGAGACGUUUGUCGAGGACACGCCGGGUGGCGACGAGCUGCUGUCGGUGUCGGACUACGACGACUACACGGACAACUACGUCUUUUUGGAGUAUUCGGCGUGCAACUGGCCGGACCACGUGCGCCAAUCCGAUGCGCGCGGCGACGACCCAGACGUGCUGUCCUUGCUGUGUCUCUGUGGUCCGAGCCCGCAGCGCACCGUCACCUGGCUGGACAUUUACUCCACGUACGAGCAGAAUUAUGUCAUCCUGGACGCCGACCGGGUCCUGGUGGCCGCGGCCUUUUGCGGCCUGGAUGCCGUCGUGCGGGCCCUCCUGGCCUGUCCAGGCAUUGACGUCAGCGCGACGGACGAGAUGUACGGUCGCUCGGCCCUGCACUGGGCGGCGAACAACGGCUUCGACGACGUGGUGGAGCAGCUGCUUCUUUGUCCCGAUCACAGGCCCGCGGCACCCACGGCAUCCCGCGGCGUUCUGCUCGACGCACGAGAUUUGCAAAAGUCAACGCCCCUGGCGAUUGCCACCGAGAACGGCUGCGAGGCCAUUGUGCGCCAGCUUCUCCAGGCCGGCGCGGAUGCCAAUGCGGUCGACGCCAGUGGUCGGUCGGCGCUCAUGUAUGCCGCCGCGGAUGGGCAGCUGCGCAUUGCACAGAUGCUUCUCGAGGCGGGAGCCGAUGUCGACGCGGCCACCAUGUACGGCGACACGGCUUUGACACUGGCCGUCCAGAAGGGUCACGUGGCCAUGGUACAACAGCUUGCCCAGAUCACUGUGGGCAACGGCAUCCACGGAGCGGAUGCCGUCCAUGCUCUGGGGCAUGGCAAAACGCCCGUUGCAUAUCGGCUUGACGAACCGGGCACGGCUCACCACCUCGAAAGCCGACCCAUCCCCGACGAUUUGAUUCUUGACGAGGACUUGUGGAACCCAGACGCAUCCUGGGACGACAAGCCCGUACAAUUCUCCAUCAAUCUACCUUAUCGGCCUCGCUGA
Messenger RNA from Sporothrix brasiliensis 5110, 3042 nucleotides. RefSeq lists its product as uncharacterized. NCBI's taxonomy places the organism in Eukaryota, Fungi, Ascomycota, Sordariomycetes, Ophiostomatales, Ophiostomataceae. Bases 1 to 3042 code for a protein of 1013 amino acids. Gene Ontology annotation, molecular function: protein binding. The record is from RefSeq and is a predicted model, not a curated record. The transcript has 2 exons.